Messenger RNA from Trichomonas vaginalis G3, 1338 nucleotides. Its product is annotated as ribonuclease inhibitor domain-containing protein. The transcript has a single exon. Bases 1 to 1338 code for a protein of 445 amino acids. The record is from RefSeq and is a predicted model, not a curated record. NCBI's taxonomy places the organism in Eukaryota, Parabasalia, Trichomonadida, Trichomonadidae.
AUGAAUUACAGGCCUUUUCAAUUUAGGAAUCAAGUUAUAGAAUCAAUUUCGAUUAAUGAAGAAUUUCCAAUUUACUGCUUCUACAGAUCUAAUAUCACGAAUAUCAAUCUUGGUAACAAAAUCGAAAUGAUCCCAUCCCUGGGAUUUGCCUUCAGCACAAUUGAAUCAAUUAACUUAGAAAAUAUCAAAUUUGUUUCAUCAAAUGCUUUUUCUAAUUGCGAGAAACUUGUUAAUGUAUCAUUUUCAGAUAAACUUGAAUAUAUUGGACAAUAUGCAUUUUAUCGCUGCAAAAAUUUAGAAUUUGUAAAAAUCAACUCAAAUAAAAUAAUUGAAGUAGGAAUAUCUGCAUUUUCAUAUUGUUUCAAGUUAAAUUAUUCGAAUAUAAUAUCAGUCAUGAGUAUUAUUCCAGAAGCAUGCUUUUACUUUAGUUUUAAUGAGAACUCAAAUGAAUUACACCAUUCAUGCAAAAUAAUUGAAAAACUUACAUUUUAUAUGUUUCAUGGAAAUAUUACAUUGAACGAAGGACUUGAGUUUAUUGGAGAUUCUUCAUUCCAAGAAAGCUCAUUAACUUCCAUUAUUAUUCCAUCUACAGUAAGAUAUAUUGAUGGUAAUGCUUUCUAUAAAUGUAGUCGUUUAGAGAGAAUUGAAAUACCAUCAUCUGUAACCUAUUUAGGUGACUAUUGUUUCAGUAAAAUUUAUGAUCUAAAAUCAGCUAUAAUUGGGGAAGGAAUUACAAAAUUACCACUUGGAGCUUUUUAUGAAUGCAUGAGUCUUUCAAGUAUUAUUUUUUUAGGUAGGAUAACUAGUUUUGGAAGUGGAAGUUUAGGUUUAACAAAUAUUUCAAAUCUAAAAUUGCCCCCAUUUUGUAUAUGCGAAGAUGGAUCAUUUGGUUUCAACGAUGUAAAAAUGAUUGAAAUUGGAUAUGAUUCAAUAAUAUCAUUUGGAUAUUUGGGAUCAUCAGGCCUCAAUAUUGUUUGGAAUGACAAUGUAACUCUUAUUAGAUCAGAUUAUACUUAUAUUCUACAGUUAAAUCUCUAUUAUGUUGGAAAUGCAAAAUAUGAUCACGAAAUUGAUCAAUCUCUUUAUUAUCUACUGAAUUUUAACAAUCAAACUAAAGUUUAUGUUACCCCUCGAUAUCGGAGUUGUACUUUUUGCGGAGUAAAAGUAAUCCACACAUAUUUUAAUCCAUUUGAAGAUCAGAUUUCAUUAUUUUCACGCAUACGCAGACUCCAUCUCGAAAUUGAACAACCAACACAUAUGUUAGUCAUUAUGAUGCAUAUUUUAUCAAGAAAGUUCAUAAACUUGUUCCAUCUUUAUCAUUUUGUAAUUCAAUCUUAA